CACACAGAGACGACCCGACCCGCCCCUAUCUUCUGCCUGUGUCUUUUUUUCCCGCUAGGUUUUUGCGAGCCAGCGGGUGCGCGGGCGCGUGCCAUCUCGCCCCAGAAACAAUCUUUCCCACCUGCCGGCCCUGGUCCACCGCCGCCACCACCCAUCUCAUCCUCCCGCCCUCGAGCAAUUGGGCCCGACCACCCGGCGACUCCAGAGGACGGCGGCGUGUUGACUCCUUUUCUUCCAUUGCCUGUUUUCCCUCCCUUUCCUCGUCAACAGGUGGCUGUCGCGGUCUUGUUCGGUUCCGGUGCUUGCAUUUCGUCCCUUCUCGACGCUCGUUUCACCAUCCCUGCGGUAAUUAGCUUGUCGAACCGUCAAAGCUCCAUCGCAUCUGCAGCCGAACUUGCCUGGGACGCCUGCCGCUGCGUUUGCGCCUGCCGUCCGAAUUAAUUCGCCCCGCGCUCGCGUCGCCUCCACCUCGCCGACCUCCCUAUACGAGACUGAUGAUAUCGUCGAGAUCCCCGGCGCCGCAGCGAAUUGACCGAACCCACGGCGCGGGCCGCUUCCUCUUCUGUUAGCAUCCGCAUUAUUAUGCAUGCAUCAUGAUGUUUGGCGGCUCAGCUCGGUCCACCAGGGGCACCGCCCUCAUCGUCGGGGCGGUCAUCUUCCUCCUCGUCUUUAUCGGCUUGAUAUUCAACCACCUCGACUCGUGGGAACUGCCCGUAACGACCAAUACGCCGGGCGACAAGACGAGCCACGGGCUCCCCGACACGCCGCCCGCGCCGCCGCCAUCGUCAAAAAACCCGCCGCCUUUUAGUGAGUCGACGGCCUCGCAGUACGCCGCCGAGCUGCGCAGCUUCUAUCUCAAGCACCUGCGCAAGCCCUCGGUCAAGCCCGACGAACCCAAGUACAAGCCAUGGGGCGCCUUUGACUGGACGCUGCCCGCCGACCCGCGGUGGAAGCAGCGCAUGGGCGAGAACCUCUGCAUCAUCGACCUUGACAACCGCCCUUUUAAAGAGUCGGGCGAGAUUUUUGGGCCGGACACUAUGAGUUGGGACGAUCCGCCCAAGGUCCACGGCAUCUCGCUCGGCAUCCUGAACCACUGGCUCUAUGCCAAGAUUCAUGGCUACAAGUACUACUAUAUCAACAUUGGCGAAUACCCCGACCGCCGUGCCUCGUGGAAGAAGCCGCCCAUCAUGGGCAAGAUUCUCAAGGAGCAUGACGUCUGCAUCUACAUCGACUCGGACGCCAUCUUCCACCGUCUCGACCUGCCCAUGGAAUGGCUACUCAACUACUGGCAGCUUUACCCUGACGGGAACUCGCUCGCUCUGGCCGUUGACCCCGAUACCGACUUCAACAAGGACCGGUUCAACAAGCUCUACGUCAACACGGGCUUCAUCAUCGCCCAGAACAACCCCACCACGUACAAGAUCUUCGACGCCUGGCAAAAGUGCCCCGAUGAUGGCGAGCCGUACCCCGAGUGCACCGAAUUCCGCCUCAACGAACCGGGAAAGCCCACCGACCAGGGCGGCUUCGGCACCUUUGUGCGCUACAAUUUCACCGAGCACAUCCGCGAGCUGCCCUGCACCGAAGCCAACGGCUUCCCCGAGAGCGAUUCGGGUUGCAAGGGUCAGUUUAUCCGCCACCUGUGGACCGGCAAGCAAGACCAGAUCAAGAUCGACGUCGGCGAGCAGCUCCCCGGGCCGUACUUGCAAAUGUUCCACGAGCGCUUCACCGCCGAGCGCAGCUCCUACUACAUAAACGAGCCCGACCUCAUGGCCAAGGGACCCAAGGCCUCGGUCAAGAAGCCACCCAAAGACGUGGCAAAGGGUGGCUCGUGAAGGGAACAGUUGGCAUGAUUUAUCCGCAAACAUAAUCUCUCAAACAUGAUAUAUGCACACACGAUAGCCAACCGGGUUUGGGUACCGGUACGCCAGGGCAUAGAUAAGACGCCGGCAGGGAUUGACUGGCGCGGCUCACGGCUAUCGUUGUGGUGCGCGGCAUACUUGGUCUAAAGAUUUUGGGUCACAGCCCUGCAUAUAAUCGGCGUGGGCAGCGCCAUGAUUGGGUAUACAUUAAUUCCAUUGAUAUGACGUUUCAACUUGGAGCUUGUUCACAGGCUCUUCAAGUGAAACGAAAGAACACGUGAAUGCGAAAUGAUAUGUUAAAGAG
This is a messenger RNA of Purpureocillium takamizusanense, 2163 nucleotides long. RefSeq lists its product as uncharacterized. Gene Ontology annotation, molecular function: glycosyltransferase activity. The transcript is spliced from 3 exons. Gene Ontology annotation, biological process: protein N-linked glycosylation. Lineage: Eukaryota; Fungi; Ascomycota; Sordariomycetes; Hypocreales; Ophiocordycipitaceae. Gene Ontology annotation, cellular component: Golgi membrane. The record is from RefSeq and is a predicted model, not a curated record. Bases 594 to 1832 code for a protein of 412 amino acids.